CAUUGAGCGGGUGAGGAAGAUGGCCGGGGUAGACCAUGUUGGCCUUGGAGCCGGCUACGACGGAAUCAACCUAGUGCCUGAGGGUUUGUCGGACCCCUCGUCGUACCCGGCCCUGGUGGCGCGCCUCCUCUCUCGGCCCGGCUGGUCGGAGGACGACGUCAAGCGGCUGGUCGGCCACAACUUCCUCAGGGUCCUCAGGAGGGUUGAACAGGUACGGGAUCACCUCUCGUCGGAAGAGGCGGUCUCAUUGGAUGAGUUAAAGCCAAUGAGCCGGCAUCGCCUGAGCAACAACUGCACUUACGACAUACGGCUUUAAUGUUUUAUGCCGUGCGCGUUGAUCCCGUAAGCGAAGC
Molecule: messenger RNA, 353 nt
Organism: Pollicipes pollicipes
Lineage: Eukaryota; Metazoa; Arthropoda; Thecostraca; Pollicipedomorpha; Pollicipedidae
Product: dipeptidase 1-like
Exons: 3
Coding region: 20-316 (98 amino acids)
Biological process (GO): proteolysis
Molecular function (GO): metallodipeptidase activity
Source: RefSeq, a predicted model, not a curated record